GUCGAUGCCUUUCGCCACGAUCGAGACCUGUUCUACGGCCGGUGUACCAACGUGAUCAUGCCUUGGUAUUACCGGAUGAUGGGCUUCAAGUUCAUGCCUGGUGUUGUCUACAUGCAGAGCAAGAAGGGCGUCCUGAAGCUCCAGCGUGAGAAUGGCAACGCGAUGGACGUCUUUCAUGUUGUUUCGCAGUUGGCUCGGCCGAGCGUUAACAUCUCUAUGGACAAGCUGGAGAAGGCUGGCGUGGAUAAGCUAUCCCUUGAUCGUUGCAAGCAAUCGGUGGCGGACGGCCUCUUCAAGAAGAAGGACAAGGCUGGAAAGGAGAUCUAUGGAGUUUGGGACAUUCAUCCACAGCCCACGGAUGUG
This is a messenger RNA of Symbiodinium pilosum, 363 nucleotides long. The record is from the annotation of a GenBank genome assembly. Lineage: Eukaryota; Dinophyceae; Suessiales; Symbiodiniaceae.